This is a messenger RNA of Megalops cyprinoides (Indo-Pacific tarpon), 3358 nucleotides long. RefSeq names its product desmocollin-2-like. Gene Ontology annotation, cellular component: postsynaptic specialization membrane; presynaptic active zone membrane; neuron projection. Gene Ontology annotation, biological process: cell morphogenesis; regulation of synaptic transmission, glutamatergic; brain development. The record is from RefSeq and is a predicted model, not a curated record. Gene Ontology annotation, molecular function: calcium ion binding; cadherin binding. Lineage: Eukaryota; Metazoa; Chordata; Actinopteri; Elopiformes; Megalopidae. The transcript is spliced from 16 exons. Bases 235 to 2889 code for a protein of 884 amino acids.
GUCACGUUCAGCCUAGACAGGUAGCCACCUGUUUCCGCAGGGCAAGCCCCGACCGCAACAGUGAAAUAAUAGCUGCUGUCAUAUACUGGAUGUAUAAAGCUUUUGCUAUCGCCAAAACGAAAACCGCCGCCCUUUCCCACCGCGCCCGAACUUCUUACAACUUUUACCUGUUGAUCAUCGCUCAUCUUUCACAAAAAGGCAGCCAUUCAUUCUCCGUCGGACACAUAUUUCAAAAUGGCCAACUGGUUACACUUCGGUGUCUUCGCUUUUUUAAUGGUGGCUUUGAGAUCUGCCGAGUCUUGUCUUCCUUCCUCCAUACAGGCGUCAGUACCCCAGGAUGUAGUGGCUGGAUAUGUCAUUUCACGAGUUAACCUGGAUCGCUGCGGGAGCACGGGGUUGGUGCUGACCUCGAGCGACACAGGCUUCGCCCUGCAGAGAGACGGGAGCAUCGUGACACACCGGUUCCUCAGGGUACCGCCACAGGGAAGGACUUUCUCUGUGUGGAUCCAGGAUCAAAAUGGCCACAGCAGAAAGAUGGACGUCAGCCUGUCUCAGAGAGCUCAUCAGGUCCGCUCAAAGGAGCCAAGCAAUGGAGUUCUCAGGCGUUCCAAAAGACGCUGGAGUUUUUUGCCUUUCCACAUAAUCGAAAAUGAUUCUCCACCAUUUCCGAAAAACAUUGAGCGGAUUGGAUCAGAUUCCUCCGUGAAUUACACUGUGUAUUACAAAAUCGAGGGACCAGGCGUGACUGAGCCCCCCGUAGGUGUCUUCUCCGUGGACAGGGACACAGGAAUGCUCAAAGUCAACCAACCCGUGGAUAGGGAGCAAUACCCACAAUUCAAGUUCUGUGCAAGGGUGAUAGACAGGCGUACUAGCAAGGACACUGACCUGCCGCUCGACAUCACGGUGGACGUCGACGACGUGAACGACAACGCUCCCACCUUCUCUGGGCCUCUGGAGUUCUACGUGCUGGAGCAGUGCUCGCCAGGGACGGUGGUGGGGCAAGUAAACGCAACAGACAGAGAUGACCCCGACACAGCUCACGCGCAGAUCAGUUACAGCCUCCUCUCUGGGAGCGACCUGUUCUUAAUCAACCCCACGACAGGAGUCAUCACCACUAAAUCGGGCGUCCUGGACAGAGAGGUGAAGGACAAACAUUUUGUUACCGUGGUAAUAAGAGACAUGAAAGGCGCUGUGAACGGCCUGUCCAACACAGCAACAGCUACGAUUUUACUGAAAGACAUCAACGACAACCCUCCCACUUUUAAAGAGAAAACUUACAACGUGAAGAUCGAGGAGAAUAAAGGUGACACGUUGCUUCUGCGGAUCCCACUCGACGAUAAGGACCUGCAGAAGACUCCCAACUGGAAGACCUUAUGCAAGAUCACAAAGGGCAAUGAGACUGGGAAUUUUAAAAUUGAAACAGACCCUAAAACUAAUGAAUGUCUCCUAUACGUUACAACGCCUUUGGAUUAUGAGAAGAAUAAGAACCUGAAGCUGGAGGUGGUGGCUGAGAAUGAGGCGCCACUCUCCGGCACCACAGCCCCUUGGGCCUCCAUCCCCGUGGACGUCACCGUGAUCGACGUGGACGAGGGCCCGGAGUUCAGACCGCCGAACCUGGAGCUCUGGGUUGAGGAGAACAAGCCCAACGGGACUGUCAUUGGGACCUACACGGCGACGGACCCAGAAACCAAAAGCAGCGCGGGCAUGAAGUACUCUAAGAUCACAGAUCCUGCCUCGUGGAUCGAUGUGGUUGAAAACACUGGGGAACUCAAAAUCGCAAACAACGUGGACAGAGAGUCCGCCUUCGUGAAGAACGGCACAUACAACAUCACUGUGAAAGCCGUUGACUCAAGCACGAAAUCGGGUACAGGGACUGUCAUUAUUCACGUGAUGGACAUCAAUGAUAACAUCCCGACCGCCCCGGAAAAGCUGGUACUGUGUGAAAAAAGUGGAGAGCUGGGGUCUGUUGUGGUGAGCGCAGAGGACAGAGACCAGCGGCCCUUUUCAGAGCCGUUCACCUUUGACCUCGUGGACAGCCAGGAUAAGAAAUGGACACUGACAAGAAUUAAUGGCACCGCGGCCAUGCUCCAGCAGACCAGAGAGCUUGCGAAAGGCCUGUACAGCGUUCCCCUGCUGAUCACAGACCAGCAGGGCGCCGGGGAGAAGCAGACGGUCACAGUCAGGAUCUGCCGUUGCCAGAACGGGGCCUGCCCCGCCCACCAGAGCUCCAGCGCCCUGGGCGUGUGGGGGAUCCUGGCCAUGCUACUCGCCUUUGCCCUACUUCUAUUGCUAUGUAUAUUUUGCGCAAUUGUCUGUGUGAAAAAGAGAAACAUCUUUGAAAUUGAUGGUGGCGACACUAGCGGUAUUAUAAUGAAAUCCAACCUGGAGGCACCUGGCGAUGAAGUGACUGCGCCCAUCCUCACGGUCCCCCCACCUGACAUGGGCCAAACGGUGAAGGGCUCCCUUAUCGACGACAGCCAUAUUGGAGUUACCAACAUCGGCACUCUUGGAGGCAUGCCAAUUACCACACAAAAUGGCUUCCAGCAGAUCUCUCAGGGGAUGAGCCAAACCCAGAACGGCUAUGGCACUGGGGCUUACGGGGCUGGCAGCCAUGUUGUCGACGGGCACCUCCUUACACUGAAGGAAGCGUCUACUCUGAACACCUGGAACACUAACGCCUUGUUUCUAGAUCAGAAGCUGCGGUACUUUUUGACGGAGGAGGAGGGGCGCUACGCGGACGACAUCCUCCACUCGUACGGGUUCGAGGGCGAGGGUUCGCCCGCCGGGUCGGUGGGGUGCUGCAGCGAACAGGGCGACGAGGACGGGCUGGAGUUCCUGAACUCCCUCGGGCCGAAGUUCAGACCGCUGGCCGAGAUAUGCAGGAAAUGAAGUCCGCUCACGGGCUAGCUGAGAGAUUAGCUUUUGAUAUCCAGGUGGGGGAGUGGAAAAACCUCACUUGAAGUCAAUUGGUCAGAUUGCUGUUUACUGUGGUGUUGUUGGGGGAGGGUGGUGGUGCUGGUGCACUAGUUACCAUCUGCACUAGAAAGAGCAUUUUUGGCAGGUAUUUUUUUUAGUUUGAGCACAAGUUACAGUGUAUGUGUGUGUGUGUGUGUGUGUGUGUGUGUGUGUGUGUGUGUGUGUGUGUGUGUGUGUGUGUGUGUAUGCGUGCGCUUGAAUGGGUGAAUGCAAUUUCAGCGGCUGUUUCUAAUUUAUGGUGAAUGGAUACUAAUUUUCUUAUCAACACCAAAGAACAAUGUAAAGAUUUUUGGAUUUUUAUCGUCUUCCACUGGAAAAUUGAAAUGAGACUAUAUGUACAAGGACAAACAAGAUUUAAACUUAAAAAAAAAAAAAAAAAAAA